Messenger RNA from Peronospora matthiolae, 975 nucleotides. The record is from the annotation of a GenBank genome assembly. Lineage: Eukaryota; Oomycota; Peronosporomycetes; Peronosporales; Peronosporaceae.
AUGAGUACUCUUAAAAAGAAUGGUCUUGUAUUGUUAUCUACUGAAGGCCUGCGAGAUUUAUCAGUAACAAAUCUCGGCGCGAGCAAACUCGCGCCACGUUUCAUCGGCCCAUUCACAAUACCUAAGGUGACCGGCAAAGCAUACACGCUGGACAUCCCUUUGUCACUGCGACUUCACCCGACGUUCAACGUCGGGCGGCUUAAGGAGUAUCGUCCAGCUACGCUUCACGGCUGGCUCCGUCCUCGGAGACAAAGGCUCAUAGGUCGACCUUCCCUCUCGCCCUGCUCGACGCGCCAGCGACAUCGGACGCGGCUGCGUCCCAGUCUGCGCGUUUUUAAGAACCUGAAGUUAGGUUCCGCAUCCGUUCAAGCAGAUCGCCGUUCGAUUGUCGAAUUUCGCUCGCUGUUCUCUCAGCCCGCGCAGCUCGAUCAAGGGCAGCUUCAGCUUCCAGAUGGGCAUCAACAGCCUUUUUCACCGCCGCAUCUACAUCGUCCUGGUUGCCCAGGACGCCAGCAGUACCAUCGCGAGGGCCCACCACCGCUUGUGGACGCGGACGGUCAGAAGCGCUGGAUCGUGGAGCGCUUGUUAGGUCACGAGGACCUUCGUCGCGAAAGAAAUCGUCGCGACUCCAUGAGCGCGCGGUUCCAACCGCGCGCAAGUAAUGUGUACGUUGGCUCAGGUUUCCACCCUAACAGUAUACAUUCGGUCGACGACCUGAGUGUUCUCGCGGUGAGCGAGAACGAGACGAACGACGACUGUGUCGUGGUGAAGCGUCACCAAGACUACGAGACCAAGAGCGAUUGCGAGUACGUCGUAGUGAAACGUCACCGGGACGACGAGAUGAAGAACGACGACGAGAACGUCGUGUUGAACGUGUAUCGCCACGACCACGCGAACGAGAACAUCGUGGCGAGCACGUGGCACCACGACCUCGAGAACGUGAGUGGUGUCGCCAGCGUGACGCGCCACAAUUAA